AUGGUGCUCAAAAUUAGUCUGCUGGUGGUUUUGAUGCUAGAGGGUGCUUUUGCGAUCGAGCAAAGUGCAAUUAAUGGCACGGACGUCGAUUGGUCGAAGGUACGGUCCAUCGACGAGUUUGAUCACUACUGGACACGGCUUUCACCGGAAUUGCAGCUGUAUCGGAAUACGGCACCAGGACCGGCGAGCCGCAUUGCAAACGGAUUCCAGGCUACACCGGGUCAGUUUCCGUACCAUGUGGUGCUACUGGCCGAUUUCACACUAGGCACAGGACUUUGCGGUGCAACCGUACUAACCAACAGCUACAUCCUGACGGCAGCUCACUGUGUAGCAGAAUACUACGGCAUUAAGGCAUCUGGUGGACUCGCCAUAAUGGGUGCAUUCGAUCGGAUCAUUGUGGAACCGGAGCAGCAGCGCAUUCCGUUUGAAACAGCGGGCAUUACGAUCCAUCCCCAGUACUCGUACGUUGAUGUGCGUAACGAUGUAGCGACCGUACUGCUGACCACACCCAUGAGCUAUACCGGUCGUAUCCAACCGACCCGUCUGCCUGUUCCAUCCGAUCAGAGGUCGUUUGCUCGCGUGCAGGGUACAGUGAUGGGGUAUGGACGUACAUCCACCACGAGCACCUCGUUUUCGAGGUUCCUGCGAUAUACGUUUAAUACGAUUAUAUCGAAUAAUGAGUGUAUCACGUACUGGUCUCCGAUUUAUGUUGACCAGCAGAAUAUGUGCUUGAGCCCAGCGAAUGGACGAUCACCUUGUAUCGGUGAUUCCGGAGGCGCACUGACUGUGAGCGAUGGCCUCGACCAGUUGCAAGUGGGCAUCGUGUCGUUCGGUGAAGCGGUCGGAUGUGCUGUCAGCAUGCCGUCGGUAUAUGCGCGAAUAACCUACUUCCUUCCUUGGAUUGUGGCUAACUCCGAUUACUAG
Anopheles maculipalpis is the source of this 924-nucleotide messenger RNA. Its product is annotated as collagenase-like. Gene Ontology annotation, molecular function: serine-type endopeptidase activity. The coding region runs from base 1 to 924 and encodes 307 amino acids. Gene Ontology annotation, biological process: proteolysis. The transcript has a single exon. Lineage: Eukaryota; Metazoa; Arthropoda; Insecta; Diptera; Culicidae. The record is from RefSeq and is a predicted model, not a curated record.